Molecule: messenger RNA, 2380 nt
Organism: Rhododendron vialii
Lineage: Eukaryota; Viridiplantae; Streptophyta; Magnoliopsida; Ericales; Ericaceae
Product: bifunctional dihydrofolate reductase-thymidylate synthase-like
Exons: 12
Coding region: 442-2025 (527 amino acids)
Biological process (GO): dTMP biosynthetic process; tetrahydrofolate biosynthetic process; one-carbon metabolic process
Cellular component (GO): mitochondrion; cytosol
Molecular function (GO): thymidylate synthase activity; dihydrofolate reductase activity
Source: RefSeq, a predicted model, not a curated record
AUUUCAACCCCGUACACCGCUCGCUUUGGCGGCAUCCCGCGGCAACCGUACUUUUGGAUUUUUGUGUCCUUCGCCUACCCCUCCCCUCUCUCCCUCUAUCUCUCCAUUGCCGCCGUAUAUCUCCGUUGCUGUCGUAUAUAUAGAGAGAGAGAGAGUGAUUGAAAGCGGUCUCUCAGCUACUACUCCUUUUCGCUUUUUCCCACAGAUACAGUUUUCCCCGUAUACACGAACCACAUAAAUGCUGAAGAACUAACCCUCUCUCACUUCGUCUGCAAACCCUAAUUUCAUCCACUCUCUCCGAUUUCUAAAAAAUCUUCCAAGAUUUCGUUCGCCGCCCGUUUCGCUCGCCGAUCGGUUCUGUUGCACUUCCACAAGAGUUGGUCGUGUAAUCUCGGUCGUGAGUCAUCAUAUUCAAGUUCAUUCUGCGGUCUUAGCUCCAUUAUGGCUGGUGAAACCCUCGGGACUGUUACUAACGGCAGUCUUAAUACAGUUCCCGAUCCACAGAGGACUUACCAAGUUGUUGUGGCUGCAACUCAAAACAUGGGUAUCGGGAAGGAUGGGAAAUUACCUUGGAAGUUGCCUUCUGACAUGAAGUUUUUCAAGGAGGUUACUCUGACUACAUCAGAUCCUGCUAAAAAGAAUGCAGUCAUUAUGGGUAGAAAAACCUGGGAAAGUAUUCCAUUGGAGUAUCGGCCUCUACCUGGCCGCCUUAAUGUUGUUCUCACUCGUUCGGGCAGUUUUGAUAUUGCCACUGCAGAAAAUGUUGUGAUUUGUGGAAGUAUCGCUUCCUCUUUGGAGUUGUUAGCGGCUUCUCCUUAUUGCUUGUCAAUUGAGAAAGUGUUUGUUAUUGGAGGCGGCCAGAUUUUGAGGGAAGCCCUCAAUGCUCCUGGAUGUGAUGCCAUCCACAUGACAGAAAUUGAGUCCAGCAUUGAAUGCGACACUUUCAUCCCUGCUGUUGAUACGUCUGUAUUUUUCCCCUGGUAUUCAUCCUUCCCAUCUGUGGAAAACAACAUUCGCUAUUCUUUCACGACCUAUGUUCGCGUGAAGAAUUCUACAGCUGAACCCCUUAGUCAGACCAAUGGCAAGAUAUCUGAUAAUUGCUCAGAUUCUGCUAAGUUUGACGUGAAGAAGUUCUCUUUCCUUCCUAAGAUGAUUUUUGAGAAGCAUGAGGAGUAUUUGUAUCUGAAACUCAUUGAAGAUAUCAUCUCUAAUGGCAUUUCUAAAGAUGACAGAACAGGGACUGGAACUCUAUCGAAAUUUGGUUGCCAGAUGCGAUUCAAUCUGCGGAAAUCUUUCCCAAUUCUCACAACAAAGAAAGUAUUUUGGCGAGGUGUUGUUGAGGAACUUCUUUGGUUCAUCAGUGGUUCAACAAAUGCUAAGGUCCUUCAGGAGAAGGGCAUUCGCAUAUGGGAUGGCAAUGCAUCAAGAGACUACCUUGAUAGUAUUGGUUUGGCGGAUAGAGAAGAAGGUGACUUAGGACCCGUUUACGGGUUCCAGUGGAGACACUUCGGUGCUAGGUAUACAAACAUGCAUGCUGACUACACUGGCCUAGGAUUUGAUCAGUUGUUAGAUGCUAUUGAUAAGAUCAAGAAUAAACCAGAUGACAGGCGGAUUAUUCUAUCAGCUUGGAACCCUUCUGAUCUCAAGCUGAUGGCACUUCCCCCUUGUCACAUGUUUGCCCAGUUCUAUGUCGCCAAUGGGGAGUUAUCAUGUCAGAUGUAUCAGCGCUCUGCUGACAUGGGUCUUGGUGUCCCAUUUAACAUUGCAUCUUAUGCCCUCUUGACAUGCAUGAUUGCUCACGUUUGUGAUCUUGUUCCGGGUGAUUUUGUCCAUGUAAUUGGGGAUGCUCAUGUUUAUCUCAAUCAUGUCAGACCUCUGCAGGAGCAACUUCAGAAACUGCCUAAACCUUUCCCGAUUUUGAAGAUCAAUCCUCAGAAGAAGGAUAUAGAUUCAUUUGUGGCUGCUGACUUUGAACUCAUAGGUUAUGAACCUCACCAGAAGAUAGGCAUGAAAAUGGCGGUGUAGGUCACUGACCGUUUGGUAGAUAAGUACUUGGAGACCUGCCCUCCUUUCAAACAUAUCUGCUCUUGUUUUUUAGGCACAGCUGCCGGAGCUUAUGUUGACAGAAGAUACUGGGAUAUACCCGAGUCUUAUAUAUGUAGGAACUUAGAAUCCUUUAGUUCCACAUAAUGAUGUUGGUUCUAAGGUGAUUUGAGGAUCUUUUUUCCCUCUUGCAAACUCUUCGAGUUUGGUUUCUACUUAAUUCUAUGAAGCUUGCACCUUUUUAAGGGCUUCAUAUACUAAUGUCCUGUUGAACAAACUUGGUAUUGUGAUCUUCCAGUUGUCUUUGAUAUUGAGUGCUAAUUCAUCUUGUCUUGAA